This is a messenger RNA of Paramecium pentaurelia, 1491 nucleotides long. The record is from the annotation of a GenBank genome assembly. Lineage: Eukaryota; Ciliophora; Oligohymenophorea; Peniculida; Parameciidae.
AUGGAACCAGAACAAUUGAUAGAUUAAUUAAAUGAUAUAUUGUUAGCAGACCAUUUCAGAUUUAUAGAAGUUAUUGGAAGAGGCAGUUUUGGUGUAGUUGUGGCUUCAUUUUGUAGUAAUCUAGAUCGAGUAGUGGCAAUAAAAGUUAAUUACAAUAUAAGAAUUAUAAUAGAUAACAUCGAAUGUUGAUCAAGAGAACGAAGCCAAUUUACUUAAAGCUUGUUGUCAUUAAAAUAUUGUCAAGCUUUACAAGGUAUGAUAUUUUUUUUCAUUAUAGGUGUUAGUAGCUAAUAAUCAUCUUUAUCUUAUAAUGGAAAGACUUGUUGGUUUAACAUUAGAUAAAUUGAUGAAACAAUCUAUAUUGUCAGAAUAAAGCAUUAGAAACUAUAUGACUUAAAUUUUAAAUGCAUUAGUGUUUCUUCAUAGAAAGAAUAUUAUCCAUAGAGAUCUCAAGCCAGGUUAAAUUAACUACUAUUAUAGAAAAUAUAUUUAUUUGUGAAAAUUCAUGUGUUAAAUUAAUAGAUCUAGGCUUAGGAUAAGAGAUUGUUUGUAAAGGAUGUGUAUAUUAAUCAGUUGGCACUCCAUAUUUUAUUGCCCCAGAAGUCAUAUUAGGAAAGGAUUAAAGUCAAGUAUGUAAUUUCUAUCUCUAAUUUAGGCUGUUGAUAUUUUCAGUUUAGGUAUUAUCUUCUAUAUGAUGAUCAACAAUUUGUAACAUCCUUUAUGGGAUGGACAAAUGAGAAAAAGACAUUAUUAUGAAUUGAUUUCCAAUGAAUUUUAAAUUAACUUCCCAAAAACAAUGUCUGAGUACUAUAUAUUAAUGAUAUUUGUUAGUAUGGCAAAAGAUUUUGUGUUAAAUACUGUUUAAUUCAGAUCAGAGAAUAGAAUGACUGCUUUGUAAUGCUUAGAACAUCCUUGGAUUAAAGGAAAAGAAGUUAAAACACAUCCAAUGACUACAAGAGAAAUCAUGUUAAGAUACAAUAUUUAAUAAAAGCUUUAACAUGUAAAUAUAUUAUUUAUUAAUUAGAUAAUUAAAUCAUUGAUAUUUAUAAAAACUCUUUAGUAAACAUGUGAAGAAGAGAUUCAUUAUAUUAAAACAAAUAAUUCUCCUUUAAGAGAUGAAAAGGAAGAUGAUCGAGUUUCUCCUGAGAAUGACUAAUAACUUACUGCUAGAUUAAGUGUUGAAUUAAACAAUAAAAAAUAAAAGUUAUUUAAAUUACAUGCUAUUCCAUUGAAAAAAGUAAGUUCAUAUAAAGAUCUAGUAUCUUUAAGAGAGAAAUAAUUAAAUCAAAAGAAAUAUGAAAGUAAUUAAAUGCAUUUAAAUAAGAUAUGAUAUCAAGAUUUAGAUAGAAAUUGUCUUUAGGUAAUCAACUAAAUACAAAUGGACAUCAUAAUUUUGAUUCACCUAUGAGUCAUCGAAAAUUAACUACUUUACCUUCAAUUAAUACUAAUAGGUUACAAAGAUAAUCAACUUUUAAUUUUAAAAAUUUGUGA